This is a messenger RNA of Prunus persica (peach), 1845 nucleotides long. RefSeq names its product putative G3BP-like protein. Gene Ontology annotation, cellular component: ribonucleoprotein complex; cytosol. Bases 217 to 1590 code for a protein of 457 amino acids. Gene Ontology annotation, molecular function: mRNA binding. The transcript is spliced from 9 exons. The record is from RefSeq and is a predicted model, not a curated record. Lineage: Eukaryota; Viridiplantae; Streptophyta; Magnoliopsida; Rosales; Rosaceae.
CAACUCCAACCAAAGACGGUGGGUCGACGAGUAGUACAUAUCGGACUAGGAAUGGGAAAACCCCAAUAAAAUCGCCUAUAAAUCUCAACCUUUGCAUCACCAGAUUCUCCACCAACCACUUAUAGUAUUAUUAUUCUCGCAAAUUUUCUCUGUUCUCUCCUUCUCUUGAAGCCAUUGGAGGCGCUUCUUUGCGCUCUCGGCCUUCUGCCUUCUGAGAUGGAAAAUCAAUCAGCACAUCCACACACCUUGGAGACUGUGGGCCAUGCUUUUGUUAAACAGUAUUAUGAUUUAUUCUGUCAACCAGAAUUUCUUCAUAGAUUUUAUCAUGAGUCAAGUGUUCUAUCCCGCCCUGAACCAGAUGGUAAAGCGUUGAAGACUGUGACAACCUUGCAAGACAUCAAUAGCAUGAUACUCUCCUUGGACUACAAUAAUUGUCAUUUACAGAUUUUGAGUGCUGAUUAUCAGUUUUCAUUGAACGGCGGAGUGAUUAUCUUAGUGACCGGGCAUUUAACUGGAAAAGACAACGUGCAAAGAAAAUUUACUCAAACUUUCUUUCUGGCCCCACAAGACACAGGAUUCUUUGUCUUGAACGAUAUCUUUAAGUACGUAGAUGGUGUGGUGGAAAAUAUUGUUGUUGAUCAAAGCACUCCAGAAGCUUCUUUGGCUCCAAAUCAUGUUGUUACAGAGCCUUCUGUUGUUGCUGAUCAACCUGAGCUGAAUCAAACUACAUCUGUGGAGGUUAAUAAUACCAAUGAAAAGGAACUUAAUAAUACCCAUGGAAAGGAAUCCAUUAAUGUGUUGGAGAAUGGUCAAGAAACUGUUACUGAAAAUAGUGUUGUUGCUGAAAAUCCUGUUGAAUCAAGGCAGAAUGUUGCUCCCCAAGUAACAGAGGCAGCUGCUUCUAACACACAGAAGGAUGCUCCAAAGAAAUCUUUUGCAUCAGUGGUGAAUGCCUUGAAUGGGAAUAACGCUCCAUUCCUUAUGAGGACACGCCCCACUAAACCUGUUGAGCGGCCUCGUGAACCCGUAACGCCAGUAGCUUUACCUCCCCAGAACAAUAGUGCCCCGGAAAAGAAUAAUGUGCCUGCAGGUAAGUCUUAUGCCAUUUUCGUUGCCAAACUGCCAAUGAAUGCAACUGUUGAAGAAUUGGAGAAGGUUUUUAAGCAGUUUGGACCCAUCAAGCGUGAUGGGAUUCAAGUGAGAAGCAAUAAGCAACAGGGAACCUGUUUCGGUUUUGUAGAAUUUGAAUCUGCUAAAGCCAUGCAAACUGCACUUGAGGCAUCUGUCAAAUAUGGGAAUUUUGAGCUACGUGUUGAGGAAAGACGAGCGAACAACAACGAGAGAGGAAGGUAUCCGUCAGGAAGGGGUGGGUACCGAAAUGACAGUUUUAGAGGCCGCGAGAACUAUACUGGAGACCGCGGGAACUAUACUGGAGGCCAAGGUUAUGGAAGAAGUGAUUCUGAGAAGAGCGAACAUCGUGAGUUCUCAGGUCAAACUAGGGGCAAUGCCGGUCGCAAUGGAGAAGCUUAUCAGAGGCCUUACCAGAAUGGAGGAAAAGCUGCUCGUCAAACGGGAAAGGUGGUGACAUGAAUUAGGUUGCAGCAGCAGCAGCAGCUAGCUCUUUCAGUUGAUUAGAUUCUUAUUUACAAGAAUUUUCCUUCAUUAGUGAGACCUCAUAGGUUAGGUGUUUUUGGUAGAGGCAGAAUUUAGAAUGCGGCAUGUUUUAGGUCUUUGACCUUACGAGGUUGUUGUUUCCUGUCUUGUUUGAUUUGCAUUUAACUUAAAUUUUUUUUUGUAACUAUAUAUAUUUAUUGAAAUAAUUAUCAUUUUGUGUUGCUGGAUCGA